Messenger RNA from Scomber scombrus (Atlantic mackerel), 4621 nucleotides. It is a transcript of the gene gab1, whose product is annotated as GRB2-associated binding protein 1. The record is from RefSeq and is a predicted model, not a curated record. Bases 614 to 2884 code for a protein of 756 amino acids. The transcript is spliced from 13 exons. Lineage: Eukaryota; Metazoa; Chordata; Actinopteri; Scombriformes; Scombridae.
UGUUUUAAGAGGAGGGUGAGUUUAGGGAAAGACGGAGCCACCCUGUCAAUCACAAUUAAGGAACCAUGGGAGUAAACUGGUAGGGAAGCUCGGCGGAACCACUGUGUUUACGGUGAAGAUUGUUUUAAAUCUGCGGCUCAGUUGAAAAAAACAAAAAAACAACAAAAAAAACUAUGCACCGGUACACUGUGGGACGUUUACAUCUGAUCUCGCCAACUGGGAAUUUCCUCCACUUUUGUCGGGAAUUAGCAUGAAGCUUUAUAUAUAAAACAACAAAAACUUAGCGACACUCAGUUGCCUGCGCCUGUUUUUUCUUUUUGCCUUCCAGCUUGAACGAAACACACAAGUCAGCGUUGAUAUUUGUACAAAAGGCGGCGCCGCGGAGGUUUAUAUUCAGUCCAAGCUCAGGAUAUACUCGUUUAUUUGUCUACAACUCGUGGAAAAUCUGCUCCGGGCUUUUUCAGAGGACUGCCUUGUCGGUGAGGCGACUUUCGAAGGAGUGACGGUAUAAGGAGACACUCCCAAAAAAAACACACACACACACACACUCAAAACGAAGCCAAACACGAAUCUCCGUUUAAACUCCAGGGAGAGCAAGAAAGGAGCAGCAGAUAUGAGUGGGGGAGAUGUGGUGUGCUCGGGCUGGCUUAGAAAGUCUCCCCCAGAAAAAAAGUUGAGACGUUACGCAUGGAAGAAGCGGUGGUUUAUUCUUCGCAGUGGCCGUCUGACAGGCGACCCAGACGUGUUGGAGUACUACAAGAAUGACCAUGCCAAGAAGCCCAUCCGCGUGAUUGAUCUCAACUUGUGUGAGCAGGUGGACGCUGGGCUGACGUUCAACAAGAAGGACUUGGAGCACAGCUUCAUAUUCGACAUCAAGACCAUUGACCGUGUCUUCUACCUGGUGGCUGACACUGAAGAGGAGAUGAAUAAGUGGGUUCGCUGCAUCUGUGACAUCUGUGGUUUUAACCCCACUGAUGACGAGGCAGCAAAAGCUGCUCACCAGUCAGCCAUCGGAAACCUGGUGGUGGACACACCCCCACACCCAGCACUUGGUAAUAUUGUUGGUCCAGCAGCAAUGUUGUCCAGCGUGCCCCCUCCGUACCAGCCAGUCAGUGUGCGACAUCUGGACUCUCAGUCCAGUUCAGAGGAGCCCCAGGAUUACUUGUGGCUGGUAAACUGUGAGAGCAAAAAGCCUGAACCCAACAGAGCUCAUGCUGAGUGUUCCAAGUCUACCUCUUCAGAGACAGACCUGAAUGACAACCUCCCCUCUCACCGCACACCCACGUCCUCCACCUCCUCGGCUAAACACACCUCGCACAACGGCUUCUUCCCACAGCACCCGGCCCCUGCCUCCGCCUCUUCCAUCUACGACUCGCCACCAUCGCGGGGCGCCUCGCUCUUAAAUGACAACGGCCUCUACCACCUCCCUCGCAGCUACUCUCAGGACACUGUGCUGCUCCCUAAGUCAGCCUCCUCCCCGUCGGCUCAUCCGGACAGUGGGGAUGCCUCUGAGCUCUAUGUCUUCAACACGCCAUCACGGAAGCCCUCAAUGGAGACACAAAUGCGCAACCUUUCCAUCAGUUAUGAUAUCCCACCUACACCUGGCGCAAACUGUACUUACCAGGUGCCCCGUACGUUGUCGUCGUCAGGGGUAGGAGGCUCAGAGGGUGGGGGAGAUGUAGUGCCCCCUCCCAGACCACCCAAACCUUUGCUCAGUUCCACCUCAGGACCCCCUCCACCUCCCGCUGAGCGCUCACCUACGGACACUUAUCAUGUGCCCCGCUCAGCCUCAGAGACGGACGGAAACUACUGUGUGCCUACCAGUGCCGGGAAUAAAGCAUUACGAAGCAACACGAUUGGCACUGUGGACUGUUCACGCCUCCGCAAAGAUUUUGGAUCCCAGGACUGCUAUGACAUUCCCAGAUCAUUCCCUUCUGACAAAAGCUGCUCGUUUGACUUCAAUGAAAGCUUCAACAGCUACUUCAAAAACAAAGGAAUGAUGCCAGUAGGUAGCCAGUCCACAGAAGAGGUAGACCAGAACUAUGUCCCCAUGAGUGCCAACUCCCCAUCACAUCAUCACUCGGGCAGUUUGUCUGAGCCCAUGCAUGAACCCAACUAUGUGCCCAUGACCCCGAGCACCAUGGAGUUCUCCUCUCUUGGAAAGCAAGUCCCCCCGCCUGCCCACAUGGGCUUCCGCUCUAGUCCCAAGACCCCUCCUCGCAGGCCAAUGCCUAGUGACUGCCAGCCCCCGCCUGUGGACCGAAAUCUCAAACCAGAUCGCAAAGGUCAGAGUCCUAAAAUAAUAAGAGCAAAAGGUGUUGGUUUAGAGCGAACCGACUCUCAAACCGUAGGUGAAUUCCCGAGGGGACGACGCAAGGGAAAACCUGCCCCAUUGGAGAUUAAACCACUGCCAGAAUGGGAGGAGCCCUGUACGCCUGUCCGCUCGCCUGUCACACGGUCAUUCGCUCGGGAUCUCUCUAGGUUUCCAAUGCCAACGAGACCCCCGUCAGUGCAUAGCACGGCCUCCAGCACUGACUCCGAGGACUGUGAUGAGAAUUAUGUAGCCAUGCUCUCUAAUAUGUCAUCAGAUGAACCAAACAUGAAGCUUGGUCCGCCCAUGACCGCGGAUGGAGGGAGCAGCCCGAUGGUGAAGCCGAAAGGAGACAAACAGGUGGAGUACCUGGAUUUGGAUCUUGACUCUGGCAAGUCUACCCCACCUAGGAAGAUGAAAAGCAAUGGAACUGGCAUGGCAGCAUCAGAUGAGCGUGUCGACUACGUGGUUGUGGACCAGCAACGGACGCAGGCCCUCAAGAGCACCCGGGAGGCCUGGAACGAUGGCCGCCAAUCCACAGAGACAGACACACCUUCCAAAGGACCCAAGUGACCAUGUUGUCCCAACCACCCACCCUCCAAACCCCCAAACCACUGGGCCUUUUACACUGUUGUACUGUAGGCUCUGGUUUGUGCUUUGGGACGGUACAGGUGUUAUGUUCCACCUCAAUGAGAUCCUUAGUGUGUAGGGUUCAGUGGAGCUCCAUAGCCACUCAACCGUCUUUACUUUGCACUGCUGUCAGGCCUUAGACAGCACUGUGUGUACAGUUGUAGGAAAGGGUGUGGGCCAGGAAUAAGCUGUAUGCAGUAUGAAAGCAGGUGGAAUGACUGGACCUGUCUUCGGGGUUUGACUUAAGCAGACUCAUGAACUUUGAACAUUCACUGCCCCCUAUAUUGGAUUCGAUUUUGUUCCCUAUUUUGUUUAUCUUCCAGCGGCCUGUGGGUUGAUCCAGAGUUAACAUUUCCUUAAAUUAUAAUGCCGUUUGAUGUUGUUUUGGAGUGUAAGUGAAAUCACAUUAACAUGAUCACAAUACUUUGUCAUUGCGACACUUUACUAGUUAGCACAGCUGGUUAACAGUGUUGAUUUCUCAAUAUCUCCUCUUUGAGCAGCAUGAAGUUUUCUAUGGUCACUGAUCACAGGUCAGUUUUACAAUUUCUUCACUAAUGACAGAAGUUAUGGUGGAUGGCUGAAACUGACCCUGAUUUUUUACCCAAGGCAUACUUUAAACUGGAUCCCUAUACGACAAAAUUUCAUGGUGAAUCUUUUUUUUUUUUUUCAAUGCAAAGGCAGUUGAACUUGUUCAUUUUACAUGUAACCAAGUGCUCAAUUCAAGCUUUGGAUUCACACAAGGUUUAAUCCACUGAACAUAAUUUGAUUCCCCACUUACUUUGUAAGUGGGGAUGCUUCAAUCUGUUAUAAUGGAAGUGCAAAGACUGUACAAAAGUGUUAUGUAUAUAUACAGGAAAAGUGUCCUUUAUUUGUAUGGAAUAUUCAGCGUGUUUGACUCGAAGGUAUGUGGAUUCUGCAGGGUAGAAUCCUGUGCCUGUCUUAGCUGGUAUCAGGACUUGUGAUUAAUGAAUGCAUUACUGUGAGUUUUUAAAAGAACGUGGCAGGUUUUCUAUAAGUUAUGCAAAGGUAUCAAACUUAGGCUAGAGAGAGAGAGAGCGAGAGAAAGAAAAUCAGGUACUCUUUGUAAAAAUGCAUACUAAUACAACUAUCCAUUUCUAAUUUAUUUCUCAAGAUAUUUCAUCAGGUGGAUGUCCUGUCCACUUUUAGCUCAGUAUUCUUGAAUCAUAUGGAUGAACAUUUGCUAAAGCCUGUUUAAAUGCUUAGUUUGGCAGGCUCUGGUCAGUUAGUUUCACAAGUUCAUUGAUAAUCCUUAUUUCCCUCUCCUCUUAGGUUUAAUUUAUUUCAAAUUGAACUGGCAUACAGUUUUGGGAAAUUGACUGCCUCGUGUAGUCAACUUGAUACAUCUUUUAUAGACGGUGAAAAAGUCUUUAUGUCUACAUAGAUCUUUGCUUUACUAACCUGUGAACUCUCACUCAGAAGUCCCAAGCAUGUGCUACCAUGAGAUGAAAUCAUUGCUGUACAUAUUUUGCCAUCAAUUAGAUUAACAUUUAUCUUUUGAAAAAUGUGCCUACUAAGUCAUCUGUACUCUAUUUCACUCUUUCCUUUUGCAGUUUCUUUGUGAUAUGGACUGCAAAGCUGAUGACGCUAUCUUUUUUUUUUAAUGAAUCUGGACAGAAAAUGUAAAUUUUAAAAGUGGACUAAAUAAAAUCCAGCCUCUUA